AUGAGAUUCCCGGUCUGCGGAGUUAGAAGUGAUAGGCUUUUAGCCAAAAUACCAAACGAUUACUACCAAAAUCUCAACUCGAAUAUCGAAUGCUCACUCGAAGAAGCACAGUCGAUCUACAACAAGUUCCGUGCCUUGGCACCGAAUGGAAAGUUAACUUUCCGAAGUUUCCAAGAGUGUUUGGGACUUUUUGGAACGUUAGGGCAAGUUUUAGGGGAAAGAAUUUUCAGAGCGUUUGACUUGAACAACGAUGAUUACCUUGAUUUCGUUGAGUUUUCCACAUCGUUAUUGACUAUGACUCGAGGUAGCGAGGCGAAAAAACUAGCUCUAAGCUACCGAAUCCUACACCCAAACCCGGCAAAUUUACCAAACAGCCUAGUAGGAUCACUGAACAUCACGCCGAGCCCCUCCAGAUCAAAUUUACUUAAUUUAAAUGAAUUGAAAGUUGAUAAAUCAGGUGAUUCUGAGUUUAAAUCUGUGGAAUCAGAAUAUAGAAACAGUAAAUCAGACCUCAAGUCUUUUGCAUCGGAUGAUAAAUCAGGUAAGGCAGAGGCAGAGGAGCCUUUGUCAGUAAGCCUAAUCCGAGCCACAAGGCAAAGUAUCAUUAAUACUACAAGAAUUUUAACAUCAAAUUUAAAUGAAAUCAAGUCGAAUAUCAGCGGAAUCAAGUCAAGCAUUAGCGGAAUUAAACCUAGUACGAGUGAAGUCAGGCCUGAAUUUCUCAAAGAAAUGACCCAUCAGGAUGAGGACGGAAUUGAGUUUGAAGAAUUUGUAGAGGUAGUAAGAGAUAUAGAGUUAACGAAAUCAUUGUUAGUAUGUCGAGAGCCAAAGUAUUACACAACAGAAGAAAUACAGAGAGUAUUUGAACAGUUUGCAUCGACGUCAAGAGACGGAACAAAACGUCUGUCGCAAAGCGAUUACAUAAACGCAGUUUACGAAAGCAGCGAGUUUCUGGAGCUGUUGGGAAUAUCCUUAUCGCAGUACGCUAUGGAAACAGUAACGACAACCUACAAAGGAGUUAAUACAUUUCUCAAGAAAAUCAACACCACAACUAGAAGUUACAUUAACCGAACACACGUGAAUAGGAAAAACGUGUACAAAUAUAUCGAUCAUGGUAGUUCGAAGAGAGGACUAAGUGUGCAUUUUGGCCAUGAGAGCUGGAAUCAUGUGCUUGAUAUGAUGAUUGGACUAUCAAUUUCAGCACGUCAUGUUUACUCACAAGUUAACGCAGUUCUUUCAGACGAUGAUUACAAUGUCAAGCUAUGUUUUCACAUCAAUGAAAACUCAAAUGGGCUCAAUGUGACGAAAUUUAUCACAAACACGGGCCUAUCAUCAUCCAGAUUAAGCGAUCACAUUAUCAAUCAUAACGACGGUGAUACGAUUAAUGACUCACCGAUUAGUAAUAAGUCGAUAGUUCGUUAUAAUCCGGGAGAGAACGUAACGCGGAAAAUCGUGUUUAAAGAGUACGCCCCGAUGGUGUUUCAUCAGAUUCGACUCAUUUCAGGCUUGACGGAGAAGGAUUACUUGGAGUCUGUGAGUCCAGAGCAGAUAGUAGGAAACAUGGUGUUGGGUAACCUGAGCACGAUGUCAGAGCUGGUCUCGGAAGGCAAGAGCGGCUCUCUAUUCUACUACACAAUUAACGGACGUCUGAUUCUGAAAACCAUCACCAAGCGUUGCGCAAAGUUCGUUAAGCGUUGGCUCAAGUGUUACUUCGCCCACCUUGAAAAGAACACAGAUUCCAUUUUGACCCGCUUUUGUGGCCUAUUUAGCAUUGAGAACAGAACACUCCGCCAAAAGGUUUACUUCAUAGUCAUGAAUAACGUGUUUUAUUCCAGAGUUAGUAUUCAUAGAAGGUAUGAUUUAAAAGGCAGUUGGGUAGGCCGAAGAUUAGAACCUUCUGAGUUAAAAGACCACACAGUCGCACUCAAGGACAUUGAGUUUAACAAGCUUGGGGAGCAGAUUCACUUGGGUGAAAUGUCAGAGUCUUUCCUACGCGUUUUGAGCAGUGACGUGAAUUUUCUUAGGGAUUCUAACAUUCUUGACUAUUCACUGCUCCUAGGAAUACAUUAUAGGGCUCAGUCUAAAGACAAUGUUAACUGGGACGGUUCUGAGAAGCUUGACCCUGGCAACCCUCACACCUUCAUGUCUGACAACAAAACCAGUGUCUACUACGUGGGCAUUGUUGACGUUCUAACCACCUGGAACCUUGCGAAGAGGCUGGAGCACGUCUGGCGUUUCUUCCAGACUAGGCAGCACCAGGGUGUUUCCUGUGUCAAUCCGGUCUUUUACUCCUCAAGAUUCAUUCAAUCCAUAACUAACCACCUUAAAUAA
Molecule: messenger RNA, 2331 nt
Organism: Theileria annulata
Lineage: Eukaryota; Apicomplexa; Aconoidasida; Piroplasmida; Theileriidae
Product: 1-phosphatidylinositol-4-phosphate 5-kinase or 1-phosphatidylinositol-5-phosphate 4-kinase, putative
Exons: 2
Coding region: 1-2331 (776 amino acids)
Biological process (GO): phosphatidylinositol metabolic process
Molecular function (GO): calcium ion binding; phosphatidylinositol kinase activity
Source: RefSeq, a predicted model, not a curated record